GCCGGCGCCGCCGCUACCGUCGACUGGUCACGUGUACGACUCGGCGUCGACGCGGCCCCCACGAUGUUUGUCGCCACGUGGUCUCCGGAGACGGGCCGCUGGAGCGGCGGCGAGCUAUUGCCGUACGGACCGCUGAACCUGCUGCCGGCGGCGCAGGUGCUGAACUACGGUCAGAGCAUCUUUGAGGGAAUGAAGGCAUACCGCUGCUGCGACGGCGGCGACAGCUCUGAUGCCGCCGCCGCCACCACUGGCUCUGGUCGCGUGCGCUUGUUUCGGCCAGACGCUAACGGCGCCCGAUUUGCUGCUGGCGCUGUGCGCAUGUGUAUGCCCCCAGUGCCCCAGGCCAUAUUCCUGGCGGCUGUCCAUGCGGUGGUACGAGCCAACGUCGCAUGGGUUCCCCCCGCCGCUAAGGGCAGUCUGUAUGUCCGUCCGCUGCUGCUGGGAACUGGACCCCUGCUGGGCCUCUGUCCGGCACCGUCUUACACGUUUGUGGUGUAUGCCGUACCGGUGGGCAGUCGCGCCAAGGGGGGCCGCCUGGCCUCCCUGGACUUCCUGAUACACGACUCCCUGCACCGGGCCGCCCCCCGCGGAGUGGGCUCCACCAAGGCAGCUGGCAACUACAGCCCCUGUCUGAGGGCGCAGGCUGAUGCCCGGGAGGCGGGCUGCCAGGACUGCAUUUACCUGGAUGCCAGGAGUGACACAUACCUGGAGGAGGGCUCGGGUUGCAACAUCUUCACGACCCAUGGGUCACUGGUCACCACACCGCCGGCUGCUGGGUCCAUUCUGCCGGGCAUCACUCGGGCCUCCCUGCUGCAGCUGGCUGUCGUACUCGGAUACUCGGUGCGGGAGGCGCCCAUAACCGUGCAGGAUGCCAUGAAGGCGGAUGAGAUGUUUGCCAGCGGCACCGCCAUGGUGGUUCAACCCAUUGGCAGCAUCACAUAUAAGGGCCGCCGGCCCGGCUCCCUGGCGCCUGGUGUAGGGCCCGUCACGCAGCGGCUGUACAGCCUGCUGACGUCCAUUCAGUACGGCAGAGCGCCAGAUCCGUUCGAGUGGAUGAUCGAGGUG
This is a messenger RNA of Volvox carteri f. nagariensis, 1065 nucleotides long. RefSeq names its product branched chain amino acid aminotransferase (gene bca1). Gene Ontology annotation, molecular function: branched-chain-amino-acid:2-oxoglutarate transaminase activity. The annotation marks the transcript as partial. Lineage: Eukaryota; Viridiplantae; Chlorophyta; Chlorophyceae; Chlamydomonadales; Volvocaceae. The record is from RefSeq and is a predicted model, not a curated record. The transcript has 6 exons. Gene Ontology annotation, biological process: branched-chain amino acid metabolic process.